AUGCCACCAAAAAAGGACGCCAAGGGAGGAGGAAAAGCUGCACCAGCUAAAGGUGGUGCCAGUGGAAAGAAAGGUGCUGGAGGGGGUGCUGAAGAAGGUGCAGCAAAGGAGAAAAAAGGUGGCUCGGCGGUGAAAGUACGACACAUUCUUUGUGAGAAGCAAGGUAAAAUAAUGGAAGCGCUGGAAAAAUUGAAAGAGGGCCAGGCGUUUAAUGUGGUUGCGACAAACUACAGCGAAGACAAGGCACGUCAGGGAGGUGAUCUUGGGUGGCAGAUCCGUGGUGCAAUGGUGGGACCGUUUCAGGAUGCGGCCUUUGCGUUACCCAUUUCUACCACCAACGCUCCCAAGUACACGGAUCCACCCAUCAAGACCAAGUUCGGAUAUCAUAUUAUCAUGGUGGAAGGCAAAAAAUAA
Anopheles marshallii is the source of this 414-nucleotide messenger RNA. RefSeq names its product peptidyl-prolyl cis-trans isomerase NIMA-interacting 4. Gene Ontology annotation, biological process: rRNA processing. The transcript is spliced from 2 exons. The record is from RefSeq and is a predicted model, not a curated record. Gene Ontology annotation, molecular function: DNA binding; peptidyl-prolyl cis-trans isomerase activity. Lineage: Eukaryota; Metazoa; Arthropoda; Insecta; Diptera; Culicidae. Bases 1 to 414 code for a protein of 137 amino acids.